GACCAUGGACUGUGCAUUCGUGCACUUGCUGGGUUCACAGAAGCAUGUCAGCGAAAUCCCUUCUCUAAUACCUUGUUCUUCUUUAUCAUUGAACUUCUUGUGCUCUUCCUUCUCUCUGUCCACAUACCGAAAACGCUACAAAAAAGAGUUGGGGAUAACUAGUGUUUGGAGGCCUCCGAAUUCUCAGCUACAGCCUGAACCUGAACGUAGAAAGCCCGAGUCCGAGGAGACGAAUGAAAUCAAUCAACAACCGUCAGAACUGAUCAAUUCCGCAAUAAUAUCGUCUUGCUUGGUGGGUGUUCUCACAGGUAUCGGUGUGGUGCUCUUUAACAACGCCGUCCAUGAUAUACGCGACUUCUUCUGGGAUGGGAUUCCCUAUCGAGGUGCCUCCUGGCUGAGAGAGGAGCCCAUCCGGGCCGUGUGGGCUCGAGUAAUUUUGGUGCCCGCUUGUGGCGGCUUCAUUGUAGGCUUGUUGAAUUUGCUUCGAGAAUAUCCGUCCCUUCCCGAUGGUUACAUGAAGCCUGCACUUGGACCCUUUUUGAAGGCGUUGGCCGCCUGUGUCACUCUCGGCACUGGUAACUCAUUGGGGCCGGAAGGACCUAGUGUCGAGAUUGGCACAUCCAUUGCCAAGGGAAUUGGCUCUUUGUUUGAUAAAAGUUCUCAAAGAAAGCUGUCCCUCUUGGCCGCAGGCUCUGCUGCUGGAAUCUCUUCUGGAUUCAAUGCCGCUGUUGCUGGCUGUUUUUUUGCUGUGGAGUCAGUCUUAUGGCCAGCACCAUCAGAUUCAGCCCUGUCACUUACCAAUACAACCUCUAUGGUUAUACUCUCUGCUGUAAUAGCUUCUGUAGUGUCAGAAGCCGGUCUUGGUUCGGAACCAGCCUUCAAGGUCCCAGAUUAUGAUUUCCGCUCUCCUAGUGAACUCCCACUGUACUUGCUGCUGGGUAUUGUAUGCGGCUUGGUGUCAUUGACCUUAUCUAGAAGCACAUCAUACAUGUUGGUAAUUGUUGAGAAUCUUCAGAAGGUCCUCAGGAUACCAAAAGCUGCAGUGCCUGUGUUGGGUGGCCUAGCUGUUGGAACAAUAGCAUUAGCAUAUCCUGAAAUCCUUUACUGGGGAUUUGAGAACGUUGACAUCUUGUUGGAAUCUCGACCGUUCGUGAAAGGCCUCUCCGCUGAGCUAUUGCUCCAGCUGGUGGCUGUCAAGAUUUUUGCAACUUCUCUGUCCCGUGCUUCUGGCUUAGUAGGAGGCUACUAUGCCCCUUCUCUUUUUAUUGGCGCUGCAACGGGAAUGGCAUAUGGGAAAAUUAUUAGUUUUGCAGUCUCUCAGUCAUAUCCAACAUUUGAUCUUUCCAUCUUGGAAGUGGCGUCGCCCCAAGCAUAUGGCCUGGUUGGAAUGGCUGCUACCCUUGCUGGAGUGUGUCAGGUACCUCUUACUGCAGUUCUGCUGUUGUUUGAACUGACACAGGACUAUCGGAUUGUUUUACCACUACUUGGAGCUGUGGGGUUUUCCUCUUUGAUUACAUCUGGGCAAACAACACGAAAGGAUGUCAAAGAGAUUGGAAAACUUAAAGAAAAUCAGAAUUAUUUGACGCAGCAACUAUCUUCGGGUUUUUCUGUUUCCAAAGAGGCACCUUACUCGACCAACCUUUGCGAAAUUGAAUGCUCACUGUGCAUGGAUGAUUCUAGUAGUUGUCAAAUAUCAAUUGGGAAGAAAAUUCUUGUUUCAGAAGCCAUGAGAACAAGAUAUGUCACCGUUCUGAUGUCCUCUUCACUUACGGAAGCAGUGAAUCUUAUGCUAGUUGAGAAGCAGUCUUGUGCAAUGAUUGUUGAUGAUGACAAUUUUUUGAUUGGUUUGCUGACGCUUACUGAUAUUAGAGAAUUCAGUACAGUUGCAAAAGCCAAACGCGGUAAACUCAAGGAUAUUUUAGUAUCUGAAAUGUGUUCAUCAAAUGGUGAAAGAUGUCAAGUAUCAUGGACUGCCAUACCAAAUAUGGACCUUCUUUCUGCUCAAAUGAUCAUGGACAGGCUUGGCAUGAGCCAAGUUCCGGUUGUUUUGGAGCAUGCUGAAGUCCACAAAAGGCAUCUAGUUGGCCUUUUAGACAGAGAAUGUAUAACUGUUACACGCAAUGCUCUAGAAACUAGAGAAUCCCUAAAGUAACAUUUCCAUGUGAAGGCCAUGGCUAUGAUCGACGAUGAAGAGAUGCUUCAUAUAAUGUCUGCUGAAACAAUCAAAGAGAACGUCACACGGACUGGUAGAUAUUUUUCUACUUUUAGUGGUGCUAGGCAACUGAAACACUAUGCAGGCACCUGGCUGACAUCUACCCGGGAUGACCUCACUCUUGAAGGUAUUGGCUCCAUGUUGUGUCACUCAUCAAAAGUGCUGAGAUGUCGAGCAUGGUGGGCUGUAGAGCACAGGAAAGGAAAAUGUGUUCUCCUGUAAAGAAACUGAUAUAAGGAUCUAAGGUGAAAGGCAUGUCAGGACAUUUUAAAUCUUUUUGUUUGGAAGAACUCGUCGAAAGAUAUUCUGACGGUUGAUUCCAUGAAAAUUAACAAAAAAUAUCUAACUCUCGGAUUUUAUUAAUUUUGAAAGGGCCUCCUUUAACUGGCA
This is a messenger RNA of Tripterygium wilfordii, 2602 nucleotides long. RefSeq names its product chloride channel protein CLC-e-like. Gene Ontology annotation, molecular function: voltage-gated chloride channel activity. Bases 5 to 2152 code for a protein of 715 amino acids. Lineage: Eukaryota; Viridiplantae; Streptophyta; Magnoliopsida; Celastrales; Celastraceae. The record is from RefSeq and is a predicted model, not a curated record. Gene Ontology annotation, cellular component: chloroplast thylakoid membrane. The transcript is spliced from 6 exons. Gene Ontology annotation, biological process: chloride transport; transmembrane transport.